Messenger RNA from Lolium rigidum, 1147 nucleotides. RefSeq names its product probable NAD(P)H-dependent oxidoreductase 1. Gene Ontology annotation, cellular component: cytosol. Gene Ontology annotation, molecular function: aldose reductase (NADPH) activity. Lineage: Eukaryota; Viridiplantae; Streptophyta; Magnoliopsida; Poales; Poaceae. The record is from RefSeq and is a predicted model, not a curated record.
GCCCACCCGAUCCAUGGCGAGCAGACCCGACGCCGGCGCCGCCGCCGUCCCUCGCGUGACCCUCAGCACGGGCCACGCGAUGCCGGUGCUGGCCUUCGGCACGGGCUCCUCCCGCACGCCGCCGGACCUGGCCGACACCAUCCUGCACGCCGUGCGCCUCGGCUACCGCCACAUCGACACGGCCUCCUUCUACCGCACGGAGCCGGCCGUCGGCGCCGCCGUGGCCGCCGCCGUGCGCGCGGGCGCCGUCGCCUCCCGCGCCGACCUCUUCGUCACCUCCAAGCUCUGGAUCUCCGACGCGCGCCCGGGCCGCGUCGUGCCGGCGCUGCGGGAGUCCCUCGCCCGCCUCGGCCUCGACUACCUCGACCUCUUCCUCGUCCACUGGCCCGUCGCCACCGACGGCGGGACGCAGGUCGGGUUCGACAUGGAGGGCGUGUGGCGGGGCAUGGAGGAGUGCCACCGCCUCGGCCUCGCGCGCUCCGUCGGCGUCAGCAACUUCUCCGCGACCAAGAUGGAACGGCUCAUGUCCCUCGCCGCCGUGCCGCCCGCCGUCAACCAGGUGGAGCUCAACGUCGGCUGGAGGCAGGAGAAGGUGCGGGAGGCCUGCAAGCGCCACGGCGUCGUCGUCUCCGCCUACUCGCCACUCGGCGCGCUCGGCACCGCAUGGGGCUCAGACGCCGUCAUGGAGAGCGGCGUCCUGCACCAAGUCGCCGCCGCCAAAGGAAAGACCGUCGCGCAGGUGGCUCUGCGGUGGGUGUACGAGCAGGGUGUCUGCUUUGUGGCAAGGAGUUAUAACAGGGAGAGGCUGGAGCAGAACAUGGCCAUCUUCUCCGGCUGGGAGCUGAGCGAAGAGGAGAAGGAGCUGAUCGCGACAAUACCGCAGAAGAGGGCGUCCAAGGGCGAGUACUUCGUGUCGCCCGACGGGCCUUACAAGUCGGUCGGCGAACUCUGGGACGACGAGAUAUGAAUCUAGACAUGCCAUGUACCCUCCCUGAAGUCGAGAACUUAGGUCAUUCGUGGCCUUGUGGUUUGUAAAUUGGCUUGUACGUCGAUUUGUAGUGAGUGCAUAUGUAACAAUAGGGUUUCAUAUGAACCAUUUGUGUCGCAUGAUUGAUAUUUGCGGAGAUAUUAGAGCAACUGUUCAUGA